Messenger RNA from Carassius gibelio (silver crucian carp), 1425 nucleotides. It is a transcript of the gene ccdc28b, whose product is annotated as coiled-coil domain containing 28B. Lineage: Eukaryota; Metazoa; Chordata; Actinopteri; Cypriniformes; Cyprinidae. The record is from RefSeq and is a predicted model, not a curated record. The transcript is spliced from 5 exons. Bases 327 to 968 code for a protein of 213 amino acids.
AUAUAUGUAUAUAUAUAUAUAUAUAUACUAUAUUAUGCUCCUGGUUGCCUUUCCACCAGAGCCAAAGCAGAAAGCCUAAACAAGUUACUUUUCCCGUUAAAGUAGACUUCUUUACAAUAAUGGCAGUAUUUGGGUAACACUAGUUCAUAUAACAAUAUUUUUGCAAUUUCAUAUGGUGCCUUUUGAUAGAAAUGACACACUUUGUUUGUAUUCCACUAGUUAAGGAUCAGCUCAUAUUGUUUUUUCAUAGUCUCUCAGUUUCUCUUCAUAGUACCUCAAUAGCUUAGAGCUUUUGUCAGUGUGUCUUAGAAAGUGCCACUGGCCUCAUGGAAGACAAGAGGAAGAAAAGGAGUCCCAAAGUGUCCCUUCCCCAGCCUCCUCCUCCACCAAUCAACCCUCGAAAGCUUACCGUUCUCCCAGCGAGUAAAAGUGCCACAUUCUCAUUGGGUUUACCCCAGCCGCCCUCGCCCAAACCCAGAGGCAAGUACAAGAGAUCGGUGGGGGCAAUGGGUCCGUCUAAAGAAGCUCUCGCUGUUCCUGUGGUUCCCCCCAAAAACACAAGGCCUCACAGAGAGAAACCCAGAGCUCCUCAGCCUGCUGGACCCAGCCGAGUGUCCCAGUCGUCCUCUCCACUCCAGCACUCAUUCCUCACCGACGUCUCUGAUGUGAGAGAGAUGGAGGGAGGACUGCUCAACUUGCUCAAUGACUUUCACUCUGGAAAACUACAGGCUUUUGGUAAGGUGUGCUCCUUUGAGCAGCUAGAGCAUGUGAGGGAGAUGCAGGAACGUCUUGCCCAUCUGCAUUUCAGUCUGGACAGUCAUGUGGAGGAGCUGUCUGAAGACCAGAGAAAAAACGCUUCUGACCGCAAUCUAGAACAUUUGCUUUCUAAUCUGGAAGAAUUGAGCAGCUCAAUACAGAAACUCCACCUGGCAGAAAAUCAAGACUUACCCAAGACCUCCAGCACCUGAAGCGGGAAACCAAAUCCAGCCGACUAUCAAAUCACUGUGCCGACCAAAACCCUAGUUGCCAUGGCUACAACUCAACUACAAGUUACUGAAGCACCAUCAUCGUGAUCUGUGGCUAAUGCAAUGCUAAGUGAUGGCAACAGCUUCAAAGCACAUUCUCCAUAUAAACGAAAUUCAACUGCAAAAAUGGUUGAAAAAAAAAAUUCUUCUUUUUUUAAAUGUUUUGAUCUUAGCAUUGAAAUGUUAAUAAUUUAAAUGGUUUUGAGCCUAAAAGCUAAAUCGCACCCUUUUUGUUGCCAUGUUUAAAGGGAUAGUUCACCCAAAAAAAUGAAAAUCCGUCAUUAAUUACUCACCCUCAUGUCGUUCCAAACACGUAAGACCUUUGUUCAUCUUCGGAACACAUAUUAAGAUAUUUUGAUGAAAUCUGAGAGCUUUCUGACCCUGCGUAGACAGCAAAGGA